Molecule: messenger RNA, 1233 nt
Organism: Peromyscus eremicus (cactus mouse)
Lineage: Eukaryota; Metazoa; Chordata; Mammalia; Rodentia; Cricetidae
Gene: Irgm
Product: immunity related GTPase M
Biological process (GO): defense response; cellular response to interferon-beta
Cellular component (GO): endoplasmic reticulum membrane
Molecular function (GO): GTP binding; GTPase activity
Source: RefSeq, a predicted model, not a curated record
AUGAGUCAGCUCUUCUCCGACAUAUUUAAGGAUGAAGACAUAUGCUCCAGCUUCAUUGGAUAUUUUAAGACGAAUAAAGCUGAAAACGGAAUCAUUUCUCAGAAAACUAUCACUUCAAUUAAGUUACAUCUGGCACAAGGAAACAUUCAGAAGGCAAGUGCUGUAAUUACUGAUGCAUUAAGAGAAAUUAGCAGGACCCCACUCAAUAUUGCUGUAAUAGGAGAGUCUGGAACUGGGAAGUCCAGUUUCAUCAAUGCCUUCAGGGGGGUUGGUCAUGAAGAGGAAGAAUCAGCUCCAAUUGGGGUGGUGGAGACAACCAUGAGGAGAACUCCAUACAGACACCCCAACAUUCCAGAUGUGGUUAUAUGGGACCUGCCUGGGAUUGGAACAACAAAUUUCCCACCCAAAGAUUAUCUGAAGAAAAUGAAAUUCAAUGAGUAUGACUUCUUCAUUAUUGUUUCUGCCACACACUUUAGGAAAAAUGAUAUAGACCUCGCCAAAGCGGUCAGCAUGAUGAAGAAGGAUUUCUACUUCAUGAGAACCAAGGUGGACAGAGAUUUAGAAUUUGAGAAAGGAUGCAAACAUACCUUUAACAGAGUAAAGUUACUGCAGCAUAUCCGAAGCUACUAUGAGAAUAACUUUAAGGAAAUCAACCUUGAUGUACCACCGAUCUUCUUGAUCUCUAACAAAAAUUUAUCUGACUAUGAUUUCCCAAUCCUGAAAGACUUGCUGAAAAACAAACUUUCUACUCACACACUUCAAAACUUUAUGAAUUCCUUACCGAAUAUUACUGAGGCAGCCAUUGACAGAAAGCACAAGGCUAUGCAGCAGACGAAUUGGUUGGAGGCUGUCAAGCCUGGAACUUUGGCUACUGUUCCUGUAGAGGGCAUCCUCAAGGACAAGGAUGCGGAGAGGCUGAAGGCAAGUUUAAACCACUUUCGAGUCCUCUUUGGAGUGGAUGAUGAAUCCCUGGAAUUCAUAGCAAAGGCUUCCCAAGUGCCUGUUGCACAACUGAAAGAAAUCAUUAAAUCUCCUUAUUUGUUAGAAACUAAGAAAGAAAAAACAUUUGGAGAAAAAUUUUUGAAAUAUUUAGAGAAAUUUGCCUCAGCUAAAGGUGGGUCCCUUGCUACAGGUCUUUACUUUAGGAAAACUUUUUACUUUCAACUUUUUUUCCUUGACACAGUAACUGAAGAUGCCAAAGUUCUUCUUAGAGAGACAUAUUUAAGAAACUAG